CCUGGUCCCGCCUCCAGGCCCCUUCCCGCGUCGCGACGCAGGCGGUCCCGGGAAGGCCGCGGCGCUGUGGUGUGGCGUGGGAGCCGGGUUCUUUUGUGGAAGAACGCGAAGCGAGGAUGAGUGAUCCGUGGAGGCAGUAACAGGCGCGGCGAGGGAGAAGUGAUUCCAGAAGAGUCAAGAGGCUGGGCCGGCCCCAGUGGCCUGGCAACAGGGUAAUAUGAGAAAUGAAGCCAACAGGUACAGACCCAAGGAUCUUAUCUAUAGCUGCUGAAGUUGCAAAAAGCCCUGAGCAGAAUGUCCCUGUUAUACUGUUGAAGUUAAAAGAAAUAAUAAACAUCACACCUUUAGGAAGCUCAGAGUUGAAGAAAAUCAAACAAGAUAUAUAUUGUUAUGAUCUCAUUCAAUAUUGCCUCUUGGUCCUCAGUCAAGAUUGUUCUCGAAUCCAGGGUGGUUGGACUACAAUUUCACAGCUUACACAGAUAUUAAGCCAUUGCUGUGUGGGCUUAGAGCCAGGAGAAGAUGCAGAGGAAUUUUACAAUGAAUUGCUUCCAUCAGCUGCAGAAAAUUUUCUAUUUUUGGGUAGACAAUUACAAACAUGUUUUAUCAAUGCAGCUAAGGCUGCAGAAAAAGAUGAAUUACUACACUUUUUCCAAAUUGUGACUGAUUCUCUCUUCUGGCUUUUGGGAGGCCAUGUUGAACUUAUUCAGAAUGUACUACAAAGUGAUAAUUUCUUACAUUUACUGCAAGCUGACAAUGUCCAAAUAGGAUCUGCAGUCAUGAUGAUGCUACAGAAUAUACUACAGAUCAACAGUGGUGAUUUACUCAGAAUAGGAAGAAAAGCUCUGUAUUCAAUUUUAGAUGAAGUUAUUUUCAAGCUUUUUUCAACUCCUAGUCCAGUCAUAAGAAGUACUGCUACAAAACUCCUACUGUUGAUGGCUGAAUCCCAUCAGGAAAUUUUGAUUUUACUGAGACAAAGUACCUGCUACAAAGGACUCAGAAGUCUACUAAGUAAACAGGAAACUGGGACCGAAUUCAGUCAAGAACUUAGACAGCUCGUUGGCCUUUUAAGCCCAACGGUCUGUCAGGAAGUAGAAGAACAGAAACUACAUCAAGCAGCAUGCUUAAUUCAAGCCUAUUGGAAGGGUUUUCAGACAAGGAAGAGAUUAAAGAAGCUUCCAUCUGCUGUGAUUGCUUUGCAGAGGAGUUUCAGAUCUAAACAAACAAAGAUGUUGCUGGAGAUAAAUAGGCAGAAGGAAGAGGAGGACCUCAAAUUACGAUUGCAGCUUCAAAGACAGAGAGCCAUGAGACUUUCUCGAGAAUUGCGACUGAGUAUGCUCGAAAUAGUUCAUCCAGGUCAGGUGGAGAAACACUAUCGGGAAAUGGAAGAGAAAUCAGCAUUGAUUAUCCAGAAACAUUGGAGAGGGUACAGGGAAAGGAAAAAUUUUCACCAACAGAGGCAGUCUCUCACAGAGUAUAAAGCAGCUGUCACACUUCAAAGAGCAGCACUUAAAUUCCUAGCAAAGUGCCAUAAGAAAAAGAAACUAUUUGCUCCUUGGCGAGGACUCCAAGAACUCACUGAUGCACGCCGAGUUGAACUGAAGCAACAAGUGGAUGACUAUGUCAGAAGACAUUUGGGCUCUCCAAUGUCAGAUGUGGUCAGUAGGGAGCUCCAUGCCCAAGCUCAAGAACGACUGCAACACUACUUCAUGGGCAGGGCCAUGGAAGAGCGAGCCCAGCAGCACAGAGAAGCUCUGAUGGCACAGAUCAGCACCAACAUUGAACAGCUAAUGAAGGCACCAAGUCUAAAGGAGGCAGAAGGCAAAGAACCUGAGCUCUUCCUAAGUAGAUCCAGGCCUGUGGCAGCCAAGGCCAAGCAGGCCCAUCUCACAACCCUGAAGCACAUACAAGCACCCUGGUGGAAGAAGCUUGGGGAAGAAUCUGGAGAUGAGAUUGAUGUUCCAAAGGAUGAGCUUAGUGUAGAAUUAGAAACUUUAUUCAUUGGUGGAACCAAACCACCUUAGUGAGUUACCUAAGAAUUGACACAAAUCUCAUAUUUUAGGAGAUUAUAUUGGUUCUGCCUCUGGCAUGCUAGUAGACUAGGGCCAUCCUAACUUAUUAUUUUCCAGAGGUGACAAGACCUGCAGUAAGCAAAGAGUUAUCUUCUACCUCUCUCUCAAUUUUCUUUUUCUUUUCUCUGUAUCCUCAUCCUUGGCCACACACAGAUUUAUGUGGCUUUUAUUGUAGAACUAAACUUAGCAUAGUGUUCUGUUAUUUACAUGAAGUGUGUUUUUCUUUGGUUUCUGCUGUUUUCCAACUAAAGAUUUUUUUUCUAAAUAAAUAUUUUCAACAAUUGAUUUGAAAAAUUUGUCAGGAUUAUUUCAACUUUCCACAUUUGUUAUCUGAAAUUCCUAUUUCCUAUUAACAUAGGAGGUGUGUGCAGACUUUAUUAAUGUGAGGAAAAGAAAUGCUCAAUUGAAGAACAUUUCCCUAUUUUCUAUAAAGCAGUGGUUGAACUCAUUUUCUAUUUUGUUAUUUCUAAAAGGAACUACUUACCAAAAAAAUGCAUUCUUUCUAUUAAACUAUGAGAACUA
This is a messenger RNA of Piliocolobus tephrosceles (Ugandan red Colobus), 2591 nucleotides long. It is a transcript of the gene IQCB1, whose product is annotated as IQ motif containing B1. The transcript has 15 exons. Gene Ontology annotation, biological process: cilium assembly. NCBI's taxonomy places the organism in Eukaryota, Metazoa, Chordata, Mammalia, Primates, Cercopithecidae. Bases 225 to 2021 code for a protein of 598 amino acids. Gene Ontology annotation, molecular function: calmodulin binding. Gene Ontology annotation, cellular component: cilium. The record is from RefSeq and is a predicted model, not a curated record.